Neoarius graeffei (lesser salmon catfish) is the source of this 2272-nucleotide messenger RNA. RefSeq names its product tropomyosin 2 (beta) (gene tpm2). Gene Ontology annotation, molecular function: actin filament binding. Gene Ontology annotation, cellular component: actin filament. Gene Ontology annotation, biological process: actin filament organization; muscle contraction. The transcript is spliced from 9 exons. The coding region runs from base 193 to 1047 and encodes 284 amino acids. The record is from RefSeq and is a predicted model, not a curated record. Lineage: Eukaryota; Metazoa; Chordata; Actinopteri; Siluriformes; Ariidae.
CAAAAAAAGUGCUGCUCUCGUUUUGGACAGGAUUCCUGCCUCCCACAGCCGCCCAAUCCGAGUCAGCCUCUGGACCUUCACUCUCCUGGAGCCCUCGGUGCUGUUCACUACUGCGCAUCAGCCCUGUGCGUCUGCUCUCUGCGCUCUCAGCUCUCUCAGUGUGCAGGAGACUCUGGUCCCAAAGCAGCCACCAUGGAGGCCAUCAAGAAGAAGAUGCAGAUGCUCAAGCUGGACAAGGAGAAUGCCAUAGACCGCGCCGAGCAAGCUGAGGUGGACAAGAAAGGAGCAGAGGACAAAUGCAAACUGCUGGAAGAGGAGCUGCAGGGUCUGCAGAAGAAGCUGAAGGGUGUGGAGGAUGAGUUGGAUAAAUACUCCGAGUCACUGAAGGAUGCUCAAGAGAAGCUGGAGCAAGCUGAGAAGAAAGCCACAGACGCAGAGGCUGAGGUGGCCUCCCUGAACAGACGUAUCCAGCUGGUUGAGGAAGAGUUGGACAGGGCCCAGGAGAGACUGGCCACUGCAUUGCAGAAACUCGAGGAAGCGGAAAAAGCUGCAGAUGAGAGCGAGAGAGGAAUGAAGGUUAUCGAGAACAGAGCAACAAAAGAUGAGGAGAAGAUGGAGCUUCAGGAGAUGCAGCUGAAGGAGGCCAAACACAUUGCUGAGGAGUCUGACCGCAAAUAUGAAGAGGUGGCCCGUAAGCUGGUCAUCCUUGAGGGUGACCUUGAGCGUUCUGAGGAGCGUGCUGAGGUGGCUGAGGCUCGAAUCAGACAGCUGGAGGAGGAGCUUAGACUCAUGGAUCAGAAUUUGAAGUCCAUGAUGUGCGGGGAGGAAGAGUACUCAACAAAAGAAGACAAAUAUGAAGAGGAAAUCAAAGUGCUCACUGAAAAGCUGAAAGAGGCUGAGACUCGUGCUGAGUUUGCCGAGAGAUCUGUGGCUAAACUUGAGAAGACCAUUGAUGAUUUGGAAGAGAAACUAGCCCAGGCUAAAGAGGAGAACCUAGCCAUGCACCAAGUGCUGGACCAGACUCUAAUGGAGCUGAACAAUUUAUAAAGCGCAAAAUCUGCACCACAAACGAGUCUUACAUGGCAUAGUGCUUUCCAGUGGAGCCCCAUGCAGCAAACAACAAACCUGUGCACACACAUCCCUCACAGGGGUAAGGUCUUGGUAGCUUUAGUUUAAUAGCAACAGAUGCCCUGAUAUUACACUCUGCCAUUUUAUAAGUGUAGAUAGACUCUCUGUAGUAUCUCUCUAAGACACAGGCCCCUUUUAUCAACUAGUUUAUCAGUAGUUAUAGAAUCGGUAGUAUAUCCAUCAGUAUACCAGUGAAGUGACCGUGUUUUUGGCUUUUGAAUAGUUCUGACACAAGACCAAAGUUACUUUAUCCAUCUAAUUACUAAUAAGUGUUUGUUCUAACCAAGGAGCUGUUUACUCAUUUAUUAAGUGAUUUAACUACUCCACUGCCUUACUCCCUGUGCUUUAGUCAUUCCAGGGCUUUACUUGACCAAAAUCUAUCCAAAUCAACAGAGGGACUCAUUUUUAUUAUAGAGCUUCAAUUGAUUUCUUGGUUUGCUAUUUAUGUAAAUUUGAUGUACACUGGUUUCAUGUGUGUAAACAAAGCACAGAAUUAGGAGGAAUAUUUACUGAUUGAUCACCAUUAAAUUGACCCUGUUCAGUUUAGUGCUUCUAUUUGUGAGUUAAUCCACCUGCAGGCAUUUCUGACCUGGUCAUGAAUCCAUGUGCAGUUUACACUUUAUCUGCUCUACAAGAGAAGAGCUCACUAGAGAACUGGUUUUAGUAUUUUUGGUCAAGUUAAGAAAUUCCCCUUUUAUAGCUACUAGUAUAGGACAAGACCAGAAGUCCUCUGAGGAGACUCAAGUGUGUGUUUACAGAUAUGAAAUCCGUAUACUCAUAGUCACCAAAAAUGACUUAUGGCCAAAAUAUCAAUGUUGAUUAAAAUCACUUUAUUCUUCAGCUUGUUUUCGAUUUCUUGAUGUGAAUCAUUUUGACAGUUCUACAAGUUUGUAAUGUCUAAAAUAUUUCCUGUUUCAUGGCGUUUCCCCCUCUAAUUAUACCAUGACGUAUUAAAGCUGGUGCGUAUGCCAUGGAGUUGCACUAUUUUGAAAAACAGGAUGUUUUUUUGAGAGUUGUGGCCAUUUAGAAUAAUUGACAGUAAUGUGAGUAAUGUCUUGAUCAGCUAUAGCCCAAUUUUAAAGUCUCACCUAACUAUGCAAUUGUGUAAGCUCUUUGUUAAAGAUGAUUAAAUUGUUGAAUACAA